Messenger RNA from Melanotaenia boesemani (Boeseman's rainbowfish), 7214 nucleotides. It is a transcript of the gene socs5b, whose product is annotated as suppressor of cytokine signaling 5b. Gene Ontology annotation, biological process: phosphatidylinositol phosphate biosynthetic process; intracellular signal transduction. The record is from RefSeq and is a predicted model, not a curated record. The transcript has 2 exons. Bases 460 to 2145 code for a protein of 561 amino acids. Gene Ontology annotation, cellular component: phosphatidylinositol 3-kinase complex. NCBI's taxonomy places the organism in Eukaryota, Metazoa, Chordata, Actinopteri, Atheriniformes, Melanotaeniidae. Gene Ontology annotation, molecular function: 1-phosphatidylinositol-3-kinase regulator activity.
GCCAGCUCCGGGUCAUUCCCUAUCCGUGUGCUCCAUCGGAAGUGGUCGUCCUUUUCCGGAGCUCCAUUGGACCCGGCCGUUGUCAGUUAGAUUCCCUCACAUUGAGCCCCGUCCGCCUCUCCGGCUCUGUGUCUGCUAGGACUACCGUCAUAUUGGUUGCUACAAGCUGCGGCGACCACGGCAUAAACGAAGACCCCACCAUGAUGAAGAACGGGUUGUCGCGGCUUUCAAAGACUAGUUUAGCUUUUAAAUAAUUUGGACUUGUAUUUUUUCGGAAUCUGUUUUAAAAUGUUCGGAAUGAUACCAUUAAGUAUUUUUGUCCGCUUAGUGCUUUCAUCCAACACCGUGGUCCGCAAGGGGGAUAAAUGCCUGACUUCUCUUAAUAGCCAUUUUUUGCAGACAAAGAGAGCUGUUGAGUAGGGAUUUAAGAAAGCACACGGGUCCAAGGGGCUCCUAUUAAUGAAGAAAGUUGGCAACAUGUGGAGCAACCUGAAGAGCAGAUGCCAGACACUUUUUCACAGUUCAGGACCCUGUGAAAGCAAGGUGGAGGCUGAUGCUGUCCACUGUGUGGUGGAUCACGGUGAAGGAGGUGGCUCAGCUGAGGCUCAAGGACAGAGAGCCUCCAGCCCAUCGUGGGGUCUCCUACCAGUGCCAGCAGUCACAACAGGACGCCGCCAUCAUAACUGUGUGUCAGAUAUACCACAGAUUGUAGAGAUUACCAUUGACAAAGACACUGAGGAUGUGCGUGGGGGGUCUGGGGGUGUUCCUCUGGCACGGAGAGACUCCUAUUCCCGUCAUGCUCCAUGGGGGGGCAAGAAAAAGCACUCAUGUUCCACCAAAACCCAGAGCUCUUUGGAGACUGAACGGCGUUCUGGGCGGUUAAGGGGGAGUGGAAAUCGCAGAGACAGACGUUAUGGAAUCAGCUCCAUCCAGGAGAUUAAUGACUCUGUUUCUGGAGGACGCAGCCUGAAUGCUCGUUCUUUGCGGCAGCGGCUAAGCGAUACGGUUGGGUUGUGCUUACCCCUGCCUGCGCGCAGACACUCGCGCUCCUCCAAGAACUCCAUCACCUCCAAACGAAAGAUUCACCUGACGGAGCUCAUGCUGGAGACCUGCCCCUUCCCACCAGGUUCAGACCUCGCUCACAAGUGGCACUUGAUCAAACAGCACACGGCACCAGUCAGUCCGCAUUCCUCCACUGCCCUUCUGGAUGCCUUCGACCCGGCCCACCCCUCACCUGAGGAUGAGGAGGAACGUCUGCGUGAGCGCCGCAGACUUAGCAUCGAGGAAGGUGUAGACCCGCCACCCAAUGCACAGAUCCACACCUUGGAGGCCUCAGUGCCAAGCGCCUCUCUCUACAAACUGGGACCAAAGAUGGCUCCUGGCAUGGGAGAGGCCUCCGGGGAAGGACGGGCCUGUGGGGCCGGUAGCUCUGUGGGUGCUGGAUCAUCAGGAACCUGUGGGCAGGUGUUAGGGGCUACUGCAUCAGCCCAAGACUGUGAUUCUGAGGAGGAUUCAACCACCCUAUGUCUUCAAGCCAGGAGGCCUAAACAGAGGCACGCCUCUGGCGAUGGUCAUCUGAACCGGCAGCAACCUGGACCCUGGAAGGUUCACACUCAGAUAGACUACAUCCACUGCCUGGUGCCAGACCUGUUGGAGAUUACAGCUCUGCCCUGUUACUGGGGCGUAAUGGACCGCUAUGAAGCUGAGGCACUGUUGGAUGGGCGGCCAGAGGGCACCUUCCUGCUACGUGACUCAGCCCAGGAGGACUACCUCUUUUCUGUUAGCUUCCGCCGUUACAAUAGGUCCCUGCACGCACGCAUCGAACAGUGGAACCACAACUUCAGUUUCGACGCUCAUGACCCUUGUGUUUUCCAUUCUUCCACCGUCACAGGACUGCUGGAGCACUACAAGGACCCCAGCGCUUGCAUGUUUUUUGAGCCGCUGCUAACAGCGCCUCUCCAUCGGACCUUUCCGUUUGGCCUACAGCACCUGGCACGAGCUGCCAUUUGCCGUUGGACCACUUAUGAUGGUAUAGGUUCUCUGCCGUUGCCCCCUGCUCUCCAGGACUUCCUCAAGGAGUAUCACUAUAAACAGAAAGUACGAGUUCGCUGGCUAGAGAGGGAACCGCCACUCAAGCUUAAAUGAGGUGGUUUUCUCCAUUGCCUGUACACUGCAGGAGGAUUACAGAAAUUCUUCACUUGCCAUUCAGAUGUUAUCUUGACAUGGCUUUCUUUCUGGUGGGGGAUGAAAUGAAAUAUAAAAAGCUAUACAAAUUUCAUUCUAAUCUCUGUUUUCGUUAAUACUUACCUCACAAAAAAUACAUGUGAUUAUCUUCAGUGUAACGCUGUUUGGCAAGCACAUGUGUUUGAGUUGAACAGGUUGUUUUGACAUGGAGAGACACAAGUAUCGGUGCUGUGUGUCUCUUCUCUUUUGUGCUAAAUGUCUGCCUGAUCCCACACCACCAUCCUGCUUGUAGACCUGCCUGCAUGCUUCCCCUGUUCAUACCAAAUUGCUGUUUUAGCUAAUAAGGCUAUGUUGUACAGCUCACUUUGUGCUUUUUCUUCCCCCUCUUCCUUUACCCGUCAAAGCACGUAGAGGAACACCUUACUGAGACAAAGGUGUGUGGGUUGAGAGGGCAUCUGGAGGUGCUGUUAUAUGCAGUCAGUGAGGGUCCUAUGGAUCACGCUGCACAAAAAGCAUUCUUUGCCAUCUUGUGCAUGCGGGAGCAUCAAUUAAACCGGAUUUAUGAACAGAUUUGUAGGCAGUCUUUUGGUUUUAGGACGACACAUCAGGGAAAUGAAGGACUAUAGCCAAGUCCAACACCAGCUCCUCCUCCAGCAGUAACUAUGAGUUUUGAAUGAGUCAGUCCACCAUGUUCUGUAUAGUGAGCAAGUUAAGCUUGACAGUAUUAUACCUACUCUGUGGCAAUGCUUCUGUAACAUGAUGGACAGAUCUUUCUUGCCAUUGUUACAGUUUACAAAGCAGUCUGUCAUUUCAUUAUUAGCCACUGAAUGCCGUUGUGCAUGUCACAACCAGUUAAACUCUUUUUGUAUAAUUAAGGUUAACAUUUUGGCAGCUUGGUUUCUUCAGAGUCAAUGUUUGAUUGGAAACUUGCUACUUUAAACUUAGGCCUUGAUGUUGUCAAAAAACACUGCCACCAACAGAACAACCGCAGCCUUCGCUUUAGAGUUCACGUUUUCACUUUACGACUCAAUUUCAAGUCUUUACAUCUCAACCAAAGCACGACCCUUCGUUAAACAGUUGCAUUUAUACUCAUCAGCCUUGGCACAAAAUUACUUCUCCAUAUUGUGUCAGAUCCGUUUCAUGCCACCAAGAGACACUUUUUUGACACCUGAAGCUUGUAAGUGGUCCUUUGUCCUGUGGGUUGUGAGAUUGUCUUUCACUCUCCUGCAGAACAUUGUACUGCAGCAAGAUGGUCAGUGUUAUUUGCUUCAUGUGAGUGGAUUUAAUGUUGUGGCUGUCCAGUGUAUUAUUAUAUGUACUGCUCUGAGUGUAGGCAGUAUUUUCCUCAAGAUAUCAGCAUAUCCUUUAUAGAUGAAGUCAUGUUUGACUCGAGUUGCGGCUUGGGACAAAACCAUCACUAACCUGUCACUUGUGUCAUCUUUUCAGCAUCAAGAGAAAAUAAGUGGAAACUUUGUGCCUUUCAGUAGCCAUUUGUCUUCUUCCAUAGUUGGUUGUUUUGUUGUCCAAACCUGGAGCAGGAGGCGCUUCAACACAGUUCUCGUAUAUGAGACAAAAAAAAAAAAAAAAGAAUAAUAAGGAAGAGGUGCAUGAGCUCCAAGCUCACUGACAAAUGGUGCACGUUCCAGGUUGCAGCUUUGUGGUGCUAUGUGGAAUUUAAGACCUUAUCAUUGAAAUAGGCUGUUUAUUAGAUAGCUCACAGACUCACUAAUGCAUGCAUUAGACUGUAGGCUACUGUCCUGCAGUAAGCAAUGUCAGUGCAAGAUACUGAUGUCCAGUUCUUACAUGUAACAGUUCAAGUCUGCAACUUGACACGCAGCUGUAAUGAGAGGGCAGGAAGGUUAACUCUUUGUCCUGAGUAUGCUGACGUGUCCAACGUUUGUUGACAGGAUUAUGAUUAAAAUAACAGACUAUUAGCAGCAUUUUAUUUUAAUUAGUAGUAAAUGUGGCUUUCAGAAAAUGACAAACUGUCAGACGAGGUAGAUGGUGAUAGAGUGGUUCCCAUGAGCAUUUUGGAGAAAAUGUAUUGCGAACAGAUUCCCUGAAAGGAAACAUGAAGUCCUGCCGGAACAAAACUGAACCGGCAGUUUGAUCACUGGGACAUCGGAUCUGUCAAGUCCUCAAACUUAAUUUGCUCAUCUGUCAGCUUUUCAUAUCAUUGUGGAGCAAUUUUAGUUUCCUCACCCAAGAAUAAGCUGUGUCUGUGACCAAGAGACACACACAUGUAAAUGUAUUAAGUAGAAGACUGAAGCUGGUUUAAUUUAGCGGCGUCCGGCCUGCAUUGAAUUAAGUUUGUUAUAUGAUCAAAUGAAGGCCGCUUCAGUUGGAUGGCGUAUUAAAUACUUAAUACUUUUCCGUUGUAAAAUCUAGUUUUCAUGUACUCAUCAGGCAGACAUUUCCAUUCAUCUCAUAAAAUAUAAUUAAAAUUUAAUUUAUCCACAUUUACUAGCCUUUUUUUUUUUAGCUGCAAAGCAAAUAUGUACUGAUUAUUUCCUCACAAGUCUUGAAACAUUUUCCACUGCACUUUGUUGUGAGGAAUCUUGCAUGUUACUCAUCUAUUUGUGUUAGUGGCAGUGAUUUUUAACAUUUUUAGGGUUUUUGUCAUUUCACACGGAACUGUAAUAUCCAAACACACAUCAUGCAUCCAGCUGCCUCUCUCACUGCCACCUGUCGCUCGAUCACAAGCUAACUUUGCCUCAUUGGGAUGUAAAUUUUCUGGGUACCAGAAGAGCCGCUCUGUGCUGCCUUAUGGCUGCUGUAUGACAGUGAGAGGCACUUUUUUCAUUAUUAAUAUAUUAACCUACUCUCUCUCACAUGGCCUCAUCCCUGUCUUCCUAUUGGGGCAGUGGCACGCAGCGGGGGCAAAGGAUUUGUUGAAGUAAAAGGCACUUUAAUCGUGUAUUUGUGUUCCACAGUGCAGUCUGAAAAAGUAUUAGGACGGUGAAGUGUUUUUUGUUUGUUUGCACUUUACUCCAGCAUAUUGGAUGCGGAAUGACAAUAGAGGGUUUACAUGGUAGGACUUGUGACCUUUGUACAGCGGCGCCCACUUCUGGAAAUGUCUUUUUUUUUUUUUUUUUUUGCAGUUUAUCGUUGCUGAAUUUUGUAUUAUUUACAAAUCAUUAGUCUGCUUUGAUGACUGCAAGCCCGGAAUUUGCCUCCAGAGAUCAGGUGACUGACUUGCCUCAUCCAGUAUAGUGAGGAUGAUUUUUUUUUUUCUUUUUUUUUUUGACUGUACCUCUUUUGGCUUCGAUUUUAAAUGAGGAGUUUUUCUCUCUUCACACAAGCAUUUGACCCCCUCAGACAUCCCUAAAGAAGAGCUAGGUGUUCGAUGAUGGGUAUACUGCUCUAAGAGAGCAAACUGAAACAAACGGAAAUUUCCUUGCGUCCAAAAACUUUUGCACAGCGUUCUAUGUGUCAGCUCACGGUGGCCAGACUUGUGAUGAGUGUUAACAAGGACAAAAAAGGAAAAAAAAAAAAAAGGGCUGGUGGUCAUGAGAUGUUUCACUUAUGUUGAAGACGUGAGAUGUGUGGAUGGAGCUGUUUUCUCAGUCUCGCUGCAUUUGUCGGAGUAUGUUAGCGUAUGGACAGAGCCACACUGGGGGGGUUGUUCCUGUGGAAUGGGGGAUGCAGAGUGUAAUGUGUGGGGUGGCGACAGUGACUCCUAUGAACAAUGCCUCUCUUCCCCCUGUUCCAGUCCCCCCUCCUCCUCCCCUUAUAGUCUCAGGCAGGCCCAUUGCAAAAGAGAGUCCCUGGACCCUCUCAACCCAGUUUUCCCCAUGGGAAAUAUCUGACAUUAACAGUAGUACAUGUUUGCCAUAUAACAUGUAGAUUUAGGUGGAAAAAAUUAAAAACAUUGUAUGUAUGAUGAAUGGAUUUAUGUAAUAGCUUGAUGAAAAAACUUUAUUCUUUUGUGGUGCAUAAACUGUCUGGAACACACAUGCAAUUGCACACUUACUAACUGCGCUUCUUCUGACAGCUGCACUAUCCCAGGUAUCUACACACACCCCCCCGCAACCCCACCCUAAGCCAGGGAUGUAUAUACAUGGACCACAUUUAGCCAGCACCACCUUUCUAUGUAACUCCCCACAAAAAAGGGAAGACAAAGAUGGGUAUUUAUGAUUUUAUUUUAUUUUAAAGACAAAAAAAAGAAAAAAAAUGUCAUGAAUAUAACUUUUUUUUUUUAACCUUAUAUUGUCAUACAUUUGACUUUAUUUGGCUGCACUAUUGGAGCCUCAUUUGUGGCAGGAAACCACUGGAUCCAGUCUGGAUGAGAGACAGGCUGGUUGUGUCAAUAGCUGUCUCAUUUAAAGCAACAGCAAUACCCCCCUCCUGGGUGUAGGAAUCCUACCCCUCAUCCCUACCCCGGUACGACUUAUGGUUUCAGAUCUUAACGAGGAAAACAAAAUAGAAAUUGAUUGUUUUUUCCUUCUUGUUCCCAUAUAUAUUUAAAACAAAAAGCUGGGUUAAGUGCUAUAUGCAAGCAGAAAAGAUUUAUGAAAGAAAUAUUUUUCAUUAUUACUUCUCCCUGAUAUGCAAUGGAGUGUAGUUUAACAAUGGUUGCAAUCCUCUGUCACUUUAAUGCUGUAUGUGCACAUUGGUUGCUGUGUGGAUGUGGGUGCCGAGGCAACGGGACUUGACAAUGAUGGGAACUAAUGGUUGUCACUCUGCAGCACCACCGUGUUCCCAGCCUUUCUUAUUCAUUUUGGCUGAUCACAAAAGCCCUUUAAACUUGGGGCCACCGCCACAGGCUGACCAAGCCGUUGUCAAAUGAAUAUUGCUGCCCCCACUUCCAUGCUGUCAGAUAGGAUUUGGAGCAUGUAAAUGGCAUUAUCAUGUUCACAUUUCACUGUCUGUUCUGUGAUCCCAAUUUACCAGUCAAAGAAAGAAACAGUUUUCCAGUAUAACCUGUUCAUUUUUAAAAAGCCGUAUGAUGCGACACUUGUAGCUGUCACUCUUGGUGCUUGGCUUAUGCUUCAUUGUCUUAAUAUUCCAAAUAAAACUGUUAAGUGUAA